UCUAUAUAUAUGUAUAUAUAACCACAACUUCAUUUUCAUCAUGCAACCCCUAAAAUAUGUCUACUUUCACAACUUCAACAUCAUCAAAUCUACCUAUUACUCACUUCAUCUCCAUUCUCUCCUGAUCCUUCAACCCAAUAUGAAGCACGUUGUAGGCGUCCUACGCCCAUGCAAUGCCUUCUUGACGAUGAAUCCUAACCAACAGGCAUUACGGUCGCGAAAAUCUAGCACGAAGAUUAAUGCUAGUGUGAAGAUCAGGACAAAUUCGUGGGACUCUGAGCAAUGCUUUGUUAAUCCCAAAGCGGGCAAGCUUAUUCGUCACAAGUGGAUGGAGUUCCAAGGGAUUAAUGAUUGGGAGGGCUUGCUUGACCCUCUGGAUGACGGCCUCCGGGCCGAGAUUUUGAGGUACGGGGAGUUUGUUGAGGCUGCGUAUCGGUGCUUUGACUUCGACACGUCAUCAUUGGGGUACGCCAUGUGUAGAUACCCCAAGUGCUCGAUGCUGACACAGUGUGGGAUGGGCAAGAAAGGGUACAAGGUGACCAAGAGUUUGUACGCCACCUGCGGAGUCCACUUGCCGGACUGGGCUGAUCACAGGAUACCUAAUUGGAUGUCCAAUCAGUUCAGCUGGAUUGGGUAUGUUGCCGUGUGCAAUGACAAGGACGAGAUCGCUAGACUUGGACGUCGCGACGUGGUGAUAGCCUACCGAGGCACGGCCACGUGUAUGGAGUGGCUUGAGAACCUGCGUGCGACGCUGACUAGCCUGCCUGCUGACAUGUCACCGGACAACUGCGAACCAAUGGUGCAGAGUGGGUUUCUGAGCCUAUACACGUCGAGCAGAGGCCGACGCUCGAGCCUACAAGAUUCAAUACGAGAGGAAAUCGAGAGAAUCGUCCACAAAUAUGCCGAUGAGCCUCUUAGCAUCACGGUGACGGGGCACAGCCUGGGGGCGGCACUGGCGACGCUGACGGCACACGACAUUACCACUACAUUCAAACACGCGCCAUUAGUGACCGUCGUCUCAUUCGGAGGGCCGAGAGUCGGGAAUAAGAGCUUCCGAUGCCAGCUAGAAAAGAGCGGCACGAAAGUGCUAAGAAUUGUCAAUUGCGACGAUCCCAUAACCAAAGUUCCCGGAUUCGUGCUAGAGGAAAACACCACAAAAACGUCGAAUUGGCUGCAGAAACGGGUCGAAGACACGCAGUGGGUGUACGCCGAGAUCGGAAAGGAGCUGAGGCUAAGCAGCAGAGACUGCCCACAUCUAAGCAGCGGGAACGUAGCAACGUGCCACGAUCUCAAGACGUAUCUACACUUGGUGGACAAUCUUGUGAGCAGCUCAAGUUGCCCACUCAGAGCCACAGCGUAGGGAGAAGCAGCACAGCAGCUUUGGAUUUUAGAUAAAAGUUGUUUAAGUGCUUCCCCUGAUCCUGAUUCAGAUUAUGAUUCUGCAUAUAUACUAAUUAUUAACUGUAAAUACA
Sesamum indicum (sesame) is the source of this 1472-nucleotide messenger RNA. RefSeq names its product phospholipase A(1) DAD1, chloroplastic. Gene Ontology annotation, molecular function: glycerophospholipase activity. NCBI's taxonomy places the organism in Eukaryota, Viridiplantae, Streptophyta, Magnoliopsida, Lamiales, Pedaliaceae. The record is from RefSeq and is a predicted model, not a curated record. Gene Ontology annotation, biological process: lipid metabolic process.